Dendrobium catenatum is the source of this 1347-nucleotide messenger RNA. Its product is annotated as putative disease resistance protein RGA4. The record is from RefSeq and is a predicted model, not a curated record. Bases 1 to 1347 code for a protein of 448 amino acids. NCBI's taxonomy places the organism in Eukaryota, Viridiplantae, Streptophyta, Magnoliopsida, Asparagales, Orchidaceae. The transcript has a single exon.
AUGAAAUUGCCCAAGAAUUGUAUUUCAUCGAUAUGUGAGAUUGGGAAGCUAAAGUCUCUUCAAGAACUGCAUAAGUUUAAACUUAAAGAUGUGAGUGGUUAUAGAAUUGGGGAGCUGAAGAAUAUGAAUGAUCUUUACAAAUUAGGAAUCAAUCGUCUUGAAAAUGUUAAGGAUGGCGAGGAGGCUCGUAAUGCCCAAUUAUGUGAAAAGAGGAGGCUCACAGAUUUGACCUUACGUUGGAGUCGUAGUCACAUUGAUUCGACGAACAACGAUUUAGAUGAGAAUGUGCUCAACAACCUUCAGCCACAAAAAUGUCUAACGAAUCUCAGCAUAAAGAGAUAUGUGGGUGCAAGGUCUGCAAUAUGGAUGAACAAUGUCAAUCCGAUCAUCAAUCUAGAGAAAAUCGAAUUGUCAGAUUGCAGUGAAUGGGAAACUCUUCCAUCUUUUGGGCAACUUCCCUUCCUCAAGUCACUAAGACUUUUAAGAAUGCCUAAAGUAAAAUGGCUCGAAAGUAAAUUUAAUGGGAAUGAUAAAUACCGUGCCUUUCCAUUGCUAGAGAAGUUAUAUAUUUGGGGAUUAGAAGCAUUAGAGGAUUGGUUUGAGGCAGGAGUAGCUGCUGAAGAUGGAUGUUUGUUUCCUUGCUUAAUUGAACUGGUGCUACGUAACUGCUCGAAGUUGAAAGAGUUUCCCUCUUUGCCUCCUAAGCUCAAGAGCUUGUGUAUAGAGAAAAUGGGGUGGAAGACUUUGAAUUUUUGUAGCAAUUCAAAUCCUAUUCCACUUGAAGAUUUAGAUGUCGUUGACUUUCCAAACAUUACAUCUAUUCCUCUGGCUGAUGAAAUAGCAAGGCUUGCAGCACUAAGAUACUCGAGAAUUAAAAAUUGCCCCAAUCUGAUCUCUCUGGGAAGAUAUCGAGAAGUGGAGACCACUAACAAUUGCCAGCUCAUGCUCAACGUUCUUGCGAUAAGUGAUCCAUCCGUGUUGCUAAUGGAGCCACUGAGAAGUAUCGCCUCUUUAAAAGUGCUGAAAAUUAAGGAUAAUGAUGAGGUGGUUUCGUUUCCAAAUGAGGUGGAGCAGUGGUUUCUGACUGUUAGGUCUUCUCUUUCUGAGCUGAUAAUUCUUCGUUUCGAAUCCUUACAGUCUCUCCCUUCCACCAUCGAAAGCUUAUCUUCACUUCAGCGUCUAUAUAUUUCGGACGUUCGUAUGCUUCGGGAAUUACCGAACCUUCCUCCCUCUUUGGAACGUCUAGAUAUUGAUGAAUGUCAUCCAGAGUUGAAGGAGCGCUAUGGAGAGGACGGAGGCUCCGAUCGGCACAAGAUUGCUCACAUUCCUAAUAUCAAAUUUUUUUAG